AUGUCAAACGGCACCACUGUAGCCGCUGUGCUAAAACAUUUGAUAAAAAACAAAAACAUCGUUUCCCGGGUUGCGAAAAUUUGCACCCAUAUCGGCAUGUCCUCGGAAAACAAGUCCCCGUUGUUGGAACGGGCCCGCAACAUAGUGCCUCACCUCGACACGGACCGCCACAAGGGACAGGCUGGCCGGAUCGGUAUAGUCGGCGGUUCGCUCGAGUACACCGGAGCGCCGUACUUUGCGGCCAUCAGUGCAUUGAAGGUGGGCGCGGAUCUGGUGCAUGUGUUCUGCCCGGAUGCAGCCGCUCAGGUCAUCAAAUCGUACAGCCCGGAACUGAUUGUACAUCCGCUGCUCGACUCGAACAAUGCCAUCAUCCAGAUCGAACCGUGGCUCGAACGGCUGCACGUACUCGUCAUCGGACCCGGGCUGGGCAGAAACCGACAGAUUAUGCAAACGGUGGCGGAGCUGAUCGAAAUCUGCCGGCAGCUACAGAAGCCGCUCAUCAUCGAUGCGGACGGGCUGUUUUUAAUCACGCAGGACAUAAGCUUGGUGAAAGACUACUACGGUGUGAUUCUUACGCCGAACGCAAUCGAAUUCUGCCGACUGUUUGGAAAGGAUCGGGACCAAAUAAUGCUUUCGUUGGGCCGCCUCGGUGCCGGUGUGACUGUGAUCGAAAAGGGCCUAAACGAUCGGAUCUACGACUCGCUAACGCUGGAAAAGUAUGAAUGUCCGCAGGGCGGUUCCGGGCGGCGGUGUGGUGGACAAGGCGAUCUGUUGGCCGGCUCGCUGGCCACGUUCUACUACUGGGCGCUGGAAUCGAAGCAGGAAAUUAGUCCGGCAAUGGUGGCGUGCUUUGCGGCCAGCACCCUCACCAAGACGUGCAACAAGUAUGCGUUUAAGCUGAAGGGACGCAGCAUGACCUGCAGCGACAUGAUCGACCAAAUACAUCCCGUGUUUGACGAUCUGUUCGAACACAAGACGGAUUAGGGCUGGUCGCACCGGAGCUGCCAUCACUCGGAACGCACGACGGUGGCGCUCGUUUAUCGAUACCUCAGAUCAGAUCUACGUUCUCUG
Molecule: messenger RNA, 1071 nt
Organism: Anopheles maculipalpis
Lineage: Eukaryota; Metazoa; Arthropoda; Insecta; Diptera; Culicidae
Gene: Naxd
Product: ATP-dependent (S)-NAD(P)H-hydrate dehydratase
Exons: 1
Coding region: 1-984 (327 amino acids)
Biological process (GO): metabolite repair
Molecular function (GO): ATP-dependent NAD(P)H-hydrate dehydratase activity
Source: RefSeq, a predicted model, not a curated record